Messenger RNA from Coprinopsis cinerea okayama7#130, 2364 nucleotides. RefSeq names its product beta-glucosidase. The record is from RefSeq and is a predicted model, not a curated record. Gene Ontology annotation, molecular function: beta-glucosidase activity. The coding region runs from base 1 to 2364 and encodes 787 amino acids. The transcript has 17 exons. NCBI's taxonomy places the organism in Eukaryota, Fungi, Basidiomycota, Agaricomycetes, Agaricales, Psathyrellaceae. Gene Ontology annotation, biological process: glucan catabolic process.
AUGCCUCAGUCAAUCGAUAUUGAUGCUACACUGCUCAAGCUCUCUAUAAGGGAGAAGAUCAAGCUGUUGACCGGCAAGGGCUACUUUCUGACGGACUUCCCAGGCACCCAUCUACUGCUGGCACCCACCAUUAACAUUCAUAGGAACCCUUUAGGAGGACGCAGUUCCGAGUUCUACGCGGAAGAUCCUCACCUGAAUGGAUUUAUUGCAUCUGCCUAUAUCAAUGGUGUACAGUCGAAAGGCGUCGCCUGCACUAUCAAGCACUUCGUCGCUAAUGAUCAGGAGACCGAGAGGUUCUCGAUUAGCAGCGAAGUGGGAGAGCGUGCCUUACGCGAAGUAUACUUGAAGCCGUUUCAAAUUGUGAUUAAGCAUGCAAAGCCUUGGGCUCUUAUGACUGCAUACAAUCGGGUGAAUGGCGUCCAUGUCUCCGAGGAUGAGCACCUCCUCGAUGACAUUCUGAGGAAGGAGUGGGGUUAUGAAGGUUUAAUCAUGAGCGACUGGAAUGGGGUUUACAGCACGACUGCAAGCAUCAAAGCAGGUGUCGAUAUCGAGAUGCCUGGACCGACUGUGAUGAGGGGCAAGGCUAUAGAGCGAGCAUUAACUGCUGAGAAGCUGUUUAUAUCCGACAUCGAUGCCCGAGUCAAACAGAUCCUGGGGCUUUAUAAGCGUGCUCAAGAAUCUGGUAUCCCGUUCGAUGGUCCCGAAGAAUACAAUCAAGACCCCGGAGUUAAGAAUAUCCUCAGGGAAGCCGCGGCGGAGUCUAUCGUCCUGCUUAAAAACGACAAAGGGAUUCUACCUCUUACCAACACGGUCAAGAAAAUUGCAGUCAUAGGCCCGAAUGCGAAAGUCGGCGUUCCUUCUUGCGGUGGUUCUGCUCGAGUCAGGUCCGCCUACACAGUGUCCCCCCUCCAGGGAAUCAGCGCAGCAGCAGAGAAGAUCGGUGCCGAAGUUGGCUAUAGUCUGGGCGCUAGUGCCCACAGAUAUCUUCCUACAAUUGGACCUUACAUGUCCCAACCCGGAAUACUCCUCGAGUUCUGGAACGAGAAACCAUCACCGGACUUUUUGAGCACCCAACCAAACCUAGGGGAUAGGCUUUCUUCUCCAGCCUGGACCACUACAGCUCACGACACGGAAUGUUUCCUCGUGGACGGCGUGGAAGAAUCCAAGGUAAACCUCACGUGCUGGACUCGAUACACCUGUACUUUCAUACCCGAUGAAGAUGGGGACUGGGAGUUCGAACUCAGUAUUGCUGGCGUAGGGAAUCUGUUCUUCGGAGGCCAGCUGGUCAUCGACCUCAGCACCAAUCCUCCUCUGGGAGGAUCUUGGUUCGACCUUGGAACGAAAGAGGUUCAGACUGUUGUUUCUGGUCUAAAGGCUGGGACGACCUAUCAAAUCGAAAUACGGACAAGCUCGGAAGACUUUGUCGACCGGGGACCACCGUUCCCCUGCUGGGGCGGGUUGCGACUUGGGGCAGCUCGGAAGAUUGAUCACCAGCGGCUCGUCGAGGACGCAGUUGGGCUGGCGAAAGACUCGGACGUUGCAAUUCUGGUGGUUGGGUUGAAUAACGACUGGGAGAGUGAAGGUUACGAUCGGACAGACCUAGGACUUCCCGGAAACACCAGCGAACUAGUGGCCGCCAUCCUCGAAGCAAACGAGAAUGUGGUAAUUGUCAACCAAUCGGGCUCUGCAGUGACUAUGCCGUGGGCCAAUUCCGCGUCUACUAUUCUCCAGGCGUUUUACGGAGGGGACGAAUUAGGAAAUGCUCUUGCAGACGUUUUGUUCGGAGUUGUGAACCCUUCGGCGAAGCUGCCUUUGACUUUCCCAUUACGACUGGGAGACGUACCUUCGCAUGGUUCAUUUGGGACGGUUGUUCAAGAGCCAGGGAAGGUCCUCUACAAUGAAGGCAUCUUCGUAGGAUAUCGCGGAUACGAGGUUAAACAAGUUAAACCCCUCUUCCCAUUCGGAUUUGGCCUCUCCUACACGAGGUUUUCUUACACCGACCUCUCCAUUUCUGCCAUCGCUUCUGGCGGGAACUUCGAUGUCUCCCUCAAGAUAAAGAACAGCGGAGACCGCGACGGAAAAGAGAUUGUGCAGGUUUAUAUCUCGAACAAGGCUUCUCAGCUUGCGCAACUCGUGAAGGAGCUAAAAGGUUUUGUGAAGGUCUACCUGAAGGCGGGCGAGACCAAAGCCGUGAAAGUAUCUCUCGACAAAGAGGCGUUGGGAUAUUAUGACAGUCGUCGUCGACAAUGGGUUGCUGCGAGAGGGACUUAUGAAGUCCGCGUUGCAGCCUCGUCGGGUGUGGAUGAGGCUGCCCUGGCAGCAACGAUCGAGCUGGAGAAUGAGAUUGUCUGGACAGGACUUUGA